Molecule: messenger RNA, 450 nt
Organism: Penicillium cataractarum
Lineage: Eukaryota; Fungi; Ascomycota; Eurotiomycetes; Eurotiales; Aspergillaceae
Product: polysaccharide biosynthesis domain-containing protein
Exons: 5
Coding region: 1-450 (149 amino acids)
Cellular component (GO): cytoplasm
Source: RefSeq, a predicted model, not a curated record
AUGUCUAAGCCAUUUGAUCCCGAGCAGGCUGAGAACCUGGAGGAUAUGGAGAAGCAGUUCGCUGUCAAGGCUGUCGAACACCUCAUGACAUACUGGGCGAUCCUCGAGAAGGUGAAGGGCUCGCAGCUGCGCCUCACCAAGAUGGACGACGAGAUCUACGAUUCCUUCAAGGCCGACUUCCCCGAAUUUGACCCCGCCGCGCCCCUCAACGAGGACGAGAUGAAGAGCAAGGCUGGCAAGGAGAAGUGGCGCAACUGGAUCAACAAGUUCGAGAAGAAGAUUGAGGAUUUCAACUUCGGCACGAUCAUUCGCCUCCGCCCCGAUGUCGAGUAUGACGAGGAUACCACCCUCUUCGGUGUUCGCAUGCAAUUCUACGCUGUUGAGAUUGCUCGUAACCGUGCGGGUCUGAACGACUGGAUCUACGAGCGCUCCCAGAAGGCUAGCUCUUGA